ACAGACAGGCGUUUGCGGCAGUAAUUCUCAGCUUCUCACCCUCAGAGAUGACUAAAUCAUGCAAUGUCUCGGUGUAUCCCUAACAACCUGGAGGAUCUGAAAUUGGAGUUCUAGGACCCAGUUGAUUAGACGUUUUGUAUAGAAGAGAUAGCAGUGGGCUGAAAAUGGAGAGCUGUCAACUGAUGUCUCCUGAUUUCUUGCCGGAGGAACGACUUGAGAUUGAAAAGCUCAAGCUGCACAAGCAGGACCUCCUGGAUGACAUUCAGAAGCUGAAGUGGGAGAUCGAGAAUGUAAUGGCUGAAAUUCAAGAUUUUGAAUCUUCAGAAGAGAACAAAGUACUUGAGAGAGGGAAGCAGAUUUCUAGUGGCAAGAAGAAAUUCAACAUGGACCCAAAAAAGGGUGUCAAUUACCUGGUAGAAAAUAACCUGCUGGAGUGGAAGCCCCAGAGCAUUGCUGAGUUCCUGUAUAAAGAAGAAGGUCUCAAUAAGACUGCUAUAGGGGACUUCCUGGGAGAAAGAGAGGAGAUGCAUCUCCAGAUCCUAAAAGCGUUUGUGGAAAUUCAUGAGUUUUCUGACCUCAACCUUGUCCAGGCUCUGAGACAGUUCCUGUGGAGUUUCCGCCUUCCUGGUGAGGCACAAAAGAUCGACCGUAUGAUGGAAGCUUUUGCCACUCGCUACUGUGAAUGCAAUCUAGAUGUCUUCCAGUCCACUGACACCUGUUACAUCCUCUCAUUUGCCAUCAUAAUGCUGAACACCAGCUUGCACAACCCCAAUGUGAAGGACAAGACCACACUGGAGCGCUUCAUCAGUAUGAACAGAGGCAUCAACAACGGCGAAGAUCUUCCCAAUGAGCUUCUCACGAAACUGUAUGAGAGCAUACGGAACGAGCCGUUCAAAAUCCCAGAGGAUGAUGGGAACGAUCUGACGCACACAUUCUUCAACCCUGACCGGGAAGGCUGGCUUCUCAAACUGGGAGGAAGAGUGAAGACAUGGAAGAGGAGAUGGUUUAUCUUGACUGAUAACUGUCUCUACUACUUUGAAUACACCACAGACAAAGAACCGAGAGGGAUCAUUCCUCUAGAGAACCUCUGUGUCAGAGAAGUCAUCUACACACGCAAACCGUACUGUCUGGAGCUGUAUAACCCCAACAGUAAGGGACAGAAGAUCAAAGCAUGCAAGACUGAGACAGACGGCAGGGUGGUGGAGGGGAAACAUCAGAGCUACACGAUAUGUGCUUCAACAGCUGAAGAGAGGGAUGACUGGAUCGAAGCUAUCAGGGCCAGCAUCACAAAGGAUCCAUUUUAUGACCUAGUCUCCGUGAGAAAGAAGAAAGUCAUCAAGCAAACACCACAGGAUUGAUUACAGCAGAGCACCAUGGGAUAUGGAGUGAGAAAUGACACACACUGCAGUCUGCAUGGAGCAGAAGCAGAAUGAUUGGACUGAAAGUUUACUCACAUUACUGACAUCACUGUGUAUAAUCAAACAGGAAGUGAAGAGAAACAGUCCUUUUCGUCUCUGCUGUUUCUAUGGAAAAAAACCCAACACAGUAGUUUGUAGAAGUCCUUUUUAAAAGACCUUCAGCCUGUGUUAUUUACAAUCUGUUUGAAAUUGCCUAAUGCCUCGGUCACAACCGGCCGUACGUGCUCCUACGGCCGGUCUACGUGCAAGAAACGCACGGAGGCGCGCGUGUGACGUGCUGAUUUUCGAGCCGUAGACUGGCCGCAGAGGUUCUUUGUCAUGUCAAACAAACUCUACGGGCGCUUACGUUUUUUUCAGGUUGCAAGACAAACUUACGGCCAACGUGCGUCUUUCUCCACGAACAAAAAAAAACGCAGCGAUUUGGGAAACGCCAAAAAUCGCACGGCCAAAAAAUCGUACGUCCGGUUGUGACCUAGGCUUAAAGAGGUCAUUUAAAGCCUUGAGGAGGCAGUUUUGAAAUCUAAGUAUUAUUCAUGUACUUAUAUUUUAUUGGUCUCAUGGACCUGCACGGCGUCUUAGGGAAUUGUGUAAUAAUAGCCAAAGCUGGACAUUUUGAAAAGAGUGUUUUCCUUGUGGGAAAUGAAGCCUCUUCAGUGAGACAGUCAGUGUCGGAAGUGGGUUUUUUUUCUCUUUCUACACACAAGCUAAUCUGAAAUCUGAUGAAUCCUCCAACACUUAACAUCAGCUCACUUUCUGGUUUGAUGUUUGGAUAUCAUAUUACUUGUCUGUUGCUCUGGAUUAAAAAUCAAAUUCUGAGCAAAUCAAUGUAAAUAGGUGUGAUGGUAUAGUUGUAGAGAUUUUCAAACCAUAACACGUGGAGUAGGCUCUAAACACACAGAGUAGAACCGAUGUCGUCUCUCAGAGCCGGACUCAGUGAGGAUUUAAUACGGAGAUUGCACACGUCGGUUUUCAGAUCUGAGAUAGAACUAUCGAUUUAAGGGCUCUUCAGGAGUUAUACACAUGGGGCGGAAUUUGCCGAAAAUAGUGGUGUUUCAGUUGUGCCCAAGCUGAAAUUUAUGUUUUAAGCUGUAAAUACGCUUACAAAAUGGAAUGCCAAGAAUUGAGGCCAAUAUUAAAUACAUACGUACAAUAUGACCGAAUUAGUUCAUCAGUUGAUUCGUUAAACAAACUAACCGGAAAACUGCAUACUCUGAAUCGGCAUAAAUUUCCACGCGUAAAUAUUGACGAAACUUUUGGACUUAAGUCACCGGCUCAGUCGGUUAAAAUGUAUGAACAAUUUCUGCAAUUUAUAUUUGGAAAGAAUGGUGGAAUCAUUGAGAGAUAUCAUUUGACAUCAAGGUGUUUGAUAACUGAAAAAGUAAAAACAAUUCUUAGGGUGCUUUCACACGUUUUCUCUUUUCCAAAGAAACAUGUUUUAAAGGUAAUCCAGUGGGAAGUUGCCGCCAAAAGCAGCACUUUAAAAAAGCGUUUCCAAAAUUGUUUAACGUUUCCUGGCCAAUCAGGUCACAAGUUCAGGGGGCAAGCAUAAAAAACAAACAAACCUGGAGGACAGUGUACUUGAAAAAAUGUUCAUGUAAAGCAAGGUCUUAUAAAUAAAAUUACGUCAUGAAUGAAAAUAUUCCAACAUUGCAACGAAACUAAAAAAUAAGAACUUGUCUGCAUUUUGGACAUUCACUGUGGUUUGCUUUGUGACAUCACCCUUUAACCAUGGCUGCAUACACUCAAUUCUUGUCUUGAUUUUCUGCCUUCAAAACAACAGUAAAGCCAAACGCCAUCCUUUAUUUCUUCUUUGUUGUUACUACUAAUAAUAAUCUAGAUAGCUAACUAGCCAAGUUAGUUAGCUGACACUAGCUCAGCCUGGUAUGAGCAUUGUUAUGGUUACACAUCUCAUAAACUGCUUUUAUUUUGUAUCAACAUGAACCAUGCUACAGCUAGCUUUUAGCUUUUUGGUAAAGCUCAGAAAAGGGUGACAGCUCCUGGACAGUGUUUUGUAGUAGAUGAAACCUGUAGUGUGCAGGGACAAUAACAGCACACAACGUUCUAUGUUUCAAAAAAUUAGAAUAUUGUGAAAAUUCAAUAUUUUCCAUCAGUUACUUUAGAAAGUGAAAAUGUAAUAUAUUCAAGACUCAUUAAACAUAAAAUGCUUCAAGCAUUUUUCUAUUUUAAUUUUGAUAAUUAUGGCCUAUGGUGCAAAAAAAAAAAAAUCUAAAAAAUUAUGAGAACAUUUCAUUUUGAGUAAAACAGUAGUGACCGAAAGAAUGAGAUCAUGGAUACAAGCGGUUGAAAUCAGUUUUCUCCGCAGGGUGGCCGGGCUCUUAGCAAUAGGGUGAGAAGCUCGGUCAUUUGGGAGAGGCUCAGAGUAGAACCGCUACUCCUCCAUAUUGAAAGGAGUCAGUUGAGGUGGUUCAGGCACCUUGUUAGGAUGCCCCCUGGAUGUCUCCCAAGGGAGGCUCUCUGGGCAUGCCCCACCGGGAAGAGACCCUGGGGCAGACCCAGGACACGCUGGAGAGAUUACAUCUCUCGGCUGGCCUGGGAACGCCUCGGUAUUCCCCCGGAAGAGCUGGUGGAGGUGGCGGGGGAGAGGGAGGUCUGGGCGGCUCUACUUAGGCUGCUACCCCUGCAACCCUGACCCAGAAAAGCAGUAGAAAAUGGAUGGAUAAAAGAGUACAAAUACAGUGUACCUCUCGGUCUAGUUCAGAACACACAACCACAAUCAUGGGGAAGACUGCUGACUUGACAGUUGUCCAGAAAAUGAUCAUCGACACCCUCGACAAGGAGGGUAAACCACAGAAGGUCAUUGCUGAAAAGGCUGCCUGGAAAAGGUGUGCAAGCAACAGACAUGAGCGCAGCCUUGAGAGGAUUGUUAAGAAAAGUCAAUUCAAGAACUUGGGAGAGCUUUACAAGGAGUGGACUGAGGCUGGUGGAGAAAGAACUGGACUGUUUCUCAGUGGUCCAAAGUCCUCUUUUCAGUAAAUUUUGCAUUUAUUUUGGAAAUCAAUGUCCUAGAGUCUGAAGGAAGAGUGGAGAGGCACAGAAUCCAAGGUGUUUGAAGUCCAGUGUGAAGUUUCCGCAGUCUGUGAUGAUUUGGGGUGCCAUGUCACCUGCCAAUAUUUGUUCACCGUGUUUUAUCAAGUCCAAAGUCAAUGCAGCCAUCUACCAGGAGAUUUUAGAGCACUUAAUGCUUCCAUCCGCUGACAAACUUUAUGGAGAUUGCGAUUUCCUUUUCCAGCAGGACUUAGCACCUGCCCACAGUGCCAAAAGUAUAACCGAAUGGUUUGCUGACCCUGAUAUUACUGUGCUUGAUUGGCCAGCCAAUUCACCUGACCUGAACCCCAAAGAGAAUCGAUGGGGUAUUGUCAAGAGGAAGGUGAGAAACACCCAACCCAAAAAUACAGAGGAGCUGAAGGUCACUAUCAAAGCAACCUGGGCUUCAAUAACACCUCAGCAGUGCCACAGGCUGAUCACCUCCAUGCCACGCUGCAUUGAUGCAGUAAUUCGUGAUUGAAGGAGCCCCAACCAAGUAUCUGACAUUUCUGGAUUGUAAAUCCUUCUUUGAUUGAUCUGAGGAAAUAUUCUAAUAAUUUGAGAUACUGGAUUUCUGAUUUUCAUGAGCUCCAAGCCAUAAUCAUCAAAAUAAAAAAGGUUUGAAAUAUUUUACUUUUCUUGUAAUGAAUAUAGAAUACAUGAAAGUUUCCCUUUUUGAAUUAAAUUACAAAAAGAAAUGAACUUUUUCAUGAUAUUCUAUUUUUUUUUAGAUGCAUUUGUGUGUGUGUAGAUAUUAAUAUACACCAUAUGUGUUGUGUGGAUAUUAUGCUUGAAUAAAAAGAAUAAAACUUUGAUUAUUUAUCACUAAACAAAGAAUGGUAAAUACUGUAAAUAUAAGUUUGCUGUACAUGUGCAAUUCUAUACAUAGGAUGUAGGUCUGAUUUGUGUGAUUUUUUUUUUUAAUUAAGUGAAUCACAUCAUUAUUAAAGUCUUUGUUUUAUUUAA
Neoarius graeffei (lesser salmon catfish) is the source of this 5429-nucleotide messenger RNA. It is a transcript of the gene cyth4b, whose product is annotated as cytohesin 4b. Gene Ontology annotation, biological process: regulation of ARF protein signal transduction. NCBI's taxonomy places the organism in Eukaryota, Metazoa, Chordata, Actinopteri, Siluriformes, Ariidae. The record is from RefSeq and is a predicted model, not a curated record. Gene Ontology annotation, molecular function: guanyl-nucleotide exchange factor activity. The transcript is spliced from 13 exons. Bases 165 to 1358 code for a protein of 397 amino acids.